AUGGGGAUUCCCCAUCUGACGACGAUCCUCAAGCCAUACGGCCAGCCGUGUCUUCUAGAUGGCAGGACCGUAGUGAUAGACGGGCCUGCCCUGGCUUAUCACAUCAUCUACAUAUGCAACCGAGAGAGGCCAGCAACCGGCCCAAUUACACACCCUUCCUGCAAUGUCUUGGCCAGAACAGCCAUCGCCUGGCUCGAUAACCUGCGGGCACACGACGUAGUCAUUGCUGCGGUGUACUUUGAUGGUUAUCUACCUCUAGAGAAGCGGAAAGUCCGUCUUGAGAGAUUCUCUCGUACCACGAGAGACAUCAACAACUAUUAUCUGUCCAACCCCAAAGGACCGCCUCCGCCGGCACACGCAGUGGAAGCCAGUGAUUCAAUCCCAUCGUUGUUUCCCAAGCCAGCGGCGGCUGCAUCGUCCUUGAGGCUCCCUCCUUCUGCUUUUGCUGUCCAAGCCAUCAUCGAGGCGAUCGUGCACUCAGACCAGUACGGAAAGCUCUCGAGACUCGUGCCACAAGAGGCUGAUCCGUACUGUGCCGCCCACGUACGACAAGCCGGUGGCACUGUGUUGACGUCCGAUUCGGACUUGGUGUUGUACGACCUCGGGCCAAAGGGCAGUGUCGCCUUCUUCAGGGACCUCGAAGUCGGAAGGCUGUCUGGUGUAGACGGGAUACUGGCCGUGGAAUAUGCCCCGGCGGCUCUCAGUCAACGGCUGCUCCUGCCGCCCCGCUACGGUAUGUCGGCUCUUGGCUUUGAGCUGUACAACGGCAUCUUCGCGCCGGCCAGGGCUCUCAGAGAUGCUGCCGAGGCAUCAGCAAUAUCGGCGGUCCCAGAGGAGUACGAGGCUUUCAUGCAACCAUAUCGCAUUACCCCUCCGAGCUUUUCAGAAGAGUGUCAUGGAGACACCUGGAAGAUCUUGCGCGGCUCCGACAGCAGGAUUUCCGAGUGUGUCCUUCAAUGCCACCUCGACCCCGACGGCAUUGUGCGGGACAGAGCCGCCGAGCUCCCCGCCGUUUGGAUGUUUCUCCCCCAGUUCUACGAGGACUGGUUACGGCCAAGCGCUUGGGCGACCAGUCUUCCCUUGCGCCAGAUCGCAUAUGGGCUCGUGCAACUCGUCCCCACGGCACCAUUGGAGACUGUCAUCGAACACAGGCGUCUAUUGUCGGCAUCUUCAAACGGAACCUCGGUACCCAUCCCGUCCCUUCCGUCAAUCCGUCUGAUGUGCAACGACCUCCUUUCCUUGUUGGGAGAAGUCCGUGGGAAGAUUGGCAAUACUUCGCUCUGCUGGUCUGUAGUCUCCAUGUACUACGAUAUUAUUUGGGCUGCGAGAGAGAGGAAAGAGUCAGUAGCACUCCAUGUUCUCCAAAGGGACGCCGACUCGAACGGGCGCAUAAACAUGACCACAUGGAGUGUGAUGCACUUACUUGCACAGAUACAGGCAACAUGCUAUUCGUUAAGAAUGAUCAAGCAAAUCCUCGACAUCGUGACAGACACGGCGAUACAGUCGAUUCCGGCUUGUUUUCUCAGCCUCAGAGAGCAGUUGACGGCCUUGCCGGCCCUCACUGAGAUGCCCUCAGCUCGUGACCUGGAGCAUCUUCCAUCUCGGAUGAAGGAUGAAGGAGCUCUCGACUUGUUGACUGAGCUCGCAGGAUUACCGGAACCCAUAACAUUCAAAGCCCGGAGGAAAACCAAAGCGAGAAAAGUGCAGAAAGAGCCGAACAACGGAGACUCAGGGCAUGGGCACUCGAGCUCUUCUGCUUCUAGAAACCCUUUUGCUGCUCUCGAUGGCAUGUGA
This is a messenger RNA of Thyridium curvatum, 1794 nucleotides long. RefSeq lists its product as uncharacterized. The coding region runs from base 1 to 1794 and encodes 597 amino acids. The transcript has 2 exons. The record is from RefSeq and is a predicted model, not a curated record. Lineage: Eukaryota; Fungi; Ascomycota; Sordariomycetes; Thyridiales; Thyridiaceae.